Messenger RNA from Vitrella brassicaformis, 1217 nucleotides. NCBI's taxonomy places the organism in Eukaryota, Vitrellaceae. The record is from the annotation of a GenBank genome assembly.
GGAAAGGAAGGUGACUCGUCCAAGCAUCUCGAGGGGUAUAGUGAAGCGGAAUGGUGAAUUUGCUCACGGAACUCCAUCGGUGAGCGACGCGCACAUCUUCACAUUCAUUGCAUCGUGCUGGCUGGCUUCUGUGUCUGUCAGGGAGGCCGAUGUCGAGAACUACGAUGAAGAGAUGCCGCAGUAAGCAUCCACACACACACGGGAGAACAGAUCUCACACGUGUCUGUCAUGCCUCGCUCGCUGCAAUCAAUGCAUUGCAGGUACCCUGGGCGAGUGCUGAUAUGGCACUGCACCAAGAAAGUGUGGCAGAUGGGAGCAGUCCUCGGUAUGUAUGCGGCGAAGGAUGAGAUCUCUGUCUGGUCUGAUGCUGAGAACAUGUAUGCUGCGUCCAUCAGGCUGUGCGGGCACUGCCAUUUAUCUCGGUGUGCGGCGCCUCCCAUUCCAGCCCUACUAUUGGAAUGCUGUAAGUGGCCGUUAGUUAUGUGUAUUGAUUGACCAGCUGCAAGGCUUGCAAUGCACUGGCAUGUCAGGGCUACGUGUGCCUGGGUGUCAGCACGGCGCUUUGGUUCCCUGUCAUGUUCCGCAUAGCGUCGCUGGACGAGCCUGGAAUUGAUGACAGAGGCUUUCGACUCAGCAAGAAUGAGGGGCAAAAAGAUGUCGACAAGUGGGCCUUCGGAGGUGACCGAAAACUGAAAGCAGCAGAUGGCAGGACGCCUACAUGUGUUGGGUGCUUCCUGCCUUGAUCGCGUGGUCGCUCAGGUGCCGUCAUCACCCCCUUGUUUACCUCCCCGUUUGUGCCGACCUCCCAGAGCAUCACAUACAAGACGGCCGACAACGUCAGGAAGGUCAAGCCCGCCAGCGUCAACACCCUGCUGCCAAUGCCCCGCGAGCUGGCUACGGCCGUAGCUGUGGGGUGCAUUGUGGGCAUGGUUGCCCUCAUGAUCGACUCCCGCACCCGACGGGCGGUGCGGGGUGUGAAGAAUGCCAUCAGGGACAAGGUGCAGGAGAAGGAGAGGCAGCAGCAGUGAGGGAGGUGGUUUCUUGGGUGUGUGGAGGAAUGGACACUUGCGAUGUGCGAGUGGGGGUAUUAUGGCUCGUUUAUGGGGUCGCGAUUUGUCACGUGAUUUGUCAUCUUGUACCAUAGUCAGACCAUCUCUGUCUACUCUGUGUGUGUGUCUGCGAGAUUGAAUGAAGUAAUCCCAUCAGUAAAACGACGA